Messenger RNA from Paramormyrops kingsleyae, 1332 nucleotides. NCBI's taxonomy places the organism in Eukaryota, Metazoa, Chordata, Actinopteri, Osteoglossiformes, Mormyridae. The record is from RefSeq and is a predicted model, not a curated record.
AGAACAGUCCGUAUUAUCGUACAUUACUGAAAUAAGAGGAUAGAUGCUAGUUUAAAAGACCACGUGGAGAGUAUUAGCGGCACUGCCGAAGAUCCCUGAUCUCUAUCUAUAUAGAGAGUAAGGUCGGUAGGCAGAUAAGUAGUACUGGCUGAACUUUGGACAGAAUCGGCAUGGGAGGCAGCAGACUGGAUGACCAAUCUACCGACUCCAGCGAUACGGAGGACCUACCCAGCUGUGCCUUCCUGAACCUCCGACCUAACCAGUCAGCUCCUUCUCGAGCAAAGCAGACGGAUGUUACUGCUCCGCUGCCCCACGCCUCCUGCCCAGAACCCUACACAGAGGGAUUAGGCAAACCCAGGGAUGUAGUGAUGAUCAGCAGUGAGAGUGAUGAAGAAGAGAUCACCGUUCCCCUUGCUAUAAGACUAAAGCAGCGCUUGGCAGGCUCGACGUCAUCUGUCCCUGCUGUGACACCCCCUCUCCCAGCCUCCGUGUUCCAGGCUGGCAGCUCAGUUCUGCGGCAUCGAGCCAAAGCAGACUCCGGUUCAGUCAGCCAACACCGUGCCCUGCUCCCUCUCCGCUCCGAAGAAUGCGGAAAAGCCCCGGACUUCACACGGGUCGCCGUGGGCUCCUCAGCCUCCGGAUCAUUGGAGGAACCCGGAGCACUGACGGACAUUGGCGGCUCUUCUUCGGCUGGGGGGGCCACCAAGCGCAGUGCGACGGCGAUCAGGGCAUCGAGGGAGGAUGCCCUGAAGAGGAGGGAGGCCCGGGAGAAGAAUCAGGCUGUCCGCAAACUCGAGCUGGAGAGGCAGAGAGCUGAGAAGAAGGCUUUCGCUGAUGCUGUUAAGGCUCUACGGCCAGAAGAGUGUAUCAAACACAUGGUGGUGUGUGUGGAUCCAGGUGAAUGUCUCCUUAAGAGUGUAAUAGUCUACAGCCAGAGAGAAUCAGUAGACGGUAUAUUUCAAGCCAGCAAUGUAUCCUCAGAAGCACAUAUGGUGAUUUUACUACUUGAAUGGUACACUAAGCACUACUCACUCAGUGAAAUUUUUUGGCGUGCCAGCGUAUAUUUCACACUUGGCGGGCCCCUGUUUUUAAGUGCUGUGGCAAAGCCUGAAAUGAUCAGACCAGUGUGCAGUGCUGACUGGGAAAGCUUUCAGUCCCCUUUAGAGAGAUGACUGUCUUAAAGAGAGAGCUAGAUUUUUUAUAUUCAGGAUAACAUCUCGAUUAAAUGUUCAGCUGGAACUAAAAAAUUCAUUUUGGCAAUUUUUCAGUGCUUGAGAAUAUUUUGCGUGCUGCUCCAUCCAUAAUUAUGUAUCUCAUUAAACUUUUUUUUUU